Molecule: messenger RNA, 666 nt
Organism: Miscanthus lutarioriparius
Lineage: Eukaryota; Viridiplantae; Streptophyta; Magnoliopsida; Poales; Poaceae
Source: the annotation of a GenBank genome assembly
AUGGUGAAGGCUGUUGCUGUGCUUGGUAGCAGUGAGGGUGUCAAGGGCACCAUCUUCUUCACCCAAGAGGGAGAUGGCCCUACCACUGUCACCGGGAGUGUCUCUGGCCUCAAGCCUGGCCUCCAUGGGUUCCAUGUGCAUGCACUUGGUGACACCACCAAUGGCUGCAUUUCAACUGGACCACACUACAAUCCUGCGAGCAAGGAGCAUGGAGCACCAGAAGAUGAGAACCGCCAUGCCGGUGAUCUUGGAAAUGUGACAGCUGGAGCAGAUGGUGUUGCUAACGUCAGUGUUACCGACAGCCAGAUCCCACUGACUGGGCCAAACUCAAUCAUUGGCAGAGCUGUUGUUGUUCACGCUGAUCCUGAUGAUCUUGGAAAGGGUGGGCACGAGCUCAGCAAGAGCACUGGAAACGCUGGUGGCCGUGUUGCUUGUGCUUUUGUCUUCCUAUUCUUUGCUGCUCCCUGCAAUCCACAGCAGCUGGACUCCAUUGACAAGAAUACAAGGACAUGGAAGCCAUCUCCCUCUUUUUCUCCUGAUCUCUGUUUUCCUCGUUGGCUUCUCCGUAGACCAGAAUGGCUAUGGCAGUGGCAGCAACAGCAGCUCGCUCCUGAAGUGCUCCCUGCCGUGUGGGUCUGUGCCUCUGUGGCCCUCUUCUCCGCGUGA